Molecule: messenger RNA, 1848 nt
Organism: Purpureocillium takamizusanense
Lineage: Eukaryota; Fungi; Ascomycota; Sordariomycetes; Hypocreales; Ophiocordycipitaceae
Product: Chitinase
Exons: 1
Coding region: 518-1579 (353 amino acids)
Biological process (GO): carbohydrate metabolic process
Cellular component (GO): extracellular region
Molecular function (GO): chitinase activity
Source: RefSeq, a predicted model, not a curated record
GUCUUCGUCGUCGUCGUCGUCGUCGUCAACUAACUAUCGGUUAGCGCGGCUGUGCGUGGGACGAGUCAACGGGACUGGAUUGGAUGUCGACCCCGGCAUCAUCAUCAAAGGGAACGACGAGAGAGAGAGGCAAGCAAGUUUUUGCGGCUACGGCUGCCGACAGCGGCGGGUGGUCUUCUGGUCUGGUCUGGUCUGGUCUGGUGGUAAGCACAUCAGCAGCCUCACGACGUCAACUCUGGUCCGCCCCCCCAGAUGUCUAUAAGUAUGCCCCGUCUGCCUGCGCCCGUUCUUGGUGAUGACCCGAUCUCACUCAGCACGCCCCGAGCCAGUCUCGUAUACAUAACUUGCACUCUCUCUCUGUUGCUUCUUCGCUUCGAGGUCCCUGGCGGAUCUGUCCAUUCCCUCCUUUAGAACUCGCUUCAUCAAGACAAAGUGGUCAAUCUCCUCUCCCCUGUGCUCUGUACAUAUACACCGUUACUCUCCCCAUACACUCCUUAUAGUCGAGACCUUGGUCAAGAUGCUCUUUGCCGCUUCUUCCCUCGCCUGCCUCGGCCUCAUGGCCACCUCGGCCCUGGCAGCCCCCUUCAAGCCCGCCGCCGCCAUCACAUCAACCCGCCGCGGUGCUUAUGGCGGCGAGGCCCAAAACGUCCUCUACUGGGGCCAAAACGGCGGCGGCACCACCGAAAACGAGGACCUGGCCGCGUACUGCACCAAGGCGGCCGGCGUAGACAUCGUCGUCCUCUCCUUCAUCUACCAGUACGGCAAGGGCCAGCUGCUCCCCGGCGGCGCCAUCGGCCAGUCGUGCACCAUCACCGCCGGCAAGGGCCAGGGCUGCGACGCCCUCGCCCGCGCCAUCGACACGUGCAAGUCCAACGGCGUCAAGGUCAUCCUCUCCCUCGGCGGCGCCACGGGCUCCUACUCGCUCUCCUCCCAGCAGGAGGCCGAGGCCAUCGGUCAGAACCUGUGGGACGCCUACGGCAACAGCCAGGGCUCAAACUCGUCCUCGUACCCUUCGUCCUCCUCGGCUGCCUCGCCGCGGCCCUUUGGCAAGACGUUUGUCGACGGCUUCGACUUUGACAUUGAGAGCAACAGCGGCAACCAGUACUACGAGUUCAUGAUCGCCAAGCUGCGCUCCAACUUCGCCUCCGACCCCUCCCACGCCUACUACAUCACCGGCGCGCCCCAGUGCCCGACCCCGGAGCCCAACAUGAACCAGAUCAUCACCAAGGCCCAGUUCGACUACCUCUUCGUCCAGUUCUACAACAACCCGGGCUGCUCCGUCGACGGCGAGAUCAACUGGGACGCCUGGAAGUCCAACAUCGCCAGCGGGCCGUCCGCAAAAGCCAAGCUCUUCCUCGGCGUCCCGGCCUCGCCCCUCGGCGCCACCGGCACCCAGAACGGCGCAAAGUACUACCUCGAGCCCGCCAAGCUGGCCGCCCUCGCCAACAAGCUCAAGGCCGACGGCGUCUUUGGCGGCAUCAUGAUGUGGGCCGCCGGCUUCUCCGACGCAAACGUCAACAACGGCUGCACCUACGCCCAGGCCGCGAAGCGCAUCUUGACGACUGGCUCGCCGUGCUAAGCGCUACACUCGUUUGCUUUUUUACCACACGGCUUCUCCUGAGACGUGCCUCUCAUCUUUUUGGGUGGUCGUCCCGGAGCCUCCCCUGGCUCUCAGGCCUCAUCUUCCCUUCUUGGACAUACUUAGCAGUUUCUUGAACCUUUGGACAUAUUGGACACUCACUGGCAUGAUACACGUACAUACAUACAUGUAGCCACGGCCACCGGGCCUUGGCUUGGAUGAGGAGUUGGGGCACAGAUACCAAUCGUUAUUCACCAUCUCAGACUGUC